This is a messenger RNA of Seminavis robusta, 600 nucleotides long. The record is from the annotation of a GenBank genome assembly. NCBI's taxonomy places the organism in Eukaryota, Bacillariophyta, Bacillariophyceae, Naviculales, Naviculaceae.
AUGCCUGAUGGCUUCCAAGCAUACAAAGAAGAAGAAUUAGAUGAAGCUAGUCGCCAAGCAAAGUCCAGGAAAAUCUGUGAUUCUGUCACUUCGAACGAGGGAGGAGUUGGAGAUUCUACACCAAGAAGCCAGGAUGCAGAUGAAUCAGAAAGAACCACCGCCACCAUCGAUACUACGGGUCAUGGUGAGACAGAAGUCGGCCAAGUUGAUGGGGACAACCCCGGUGACGCCGUGGAUACCGACUGUGCCGAAGAUGACGCCAAAGAAGAAUUUUGCUUGUACAAUGAAGAGGAAAGACAAGAGUAUUUGGAAAGGAUUCAGAAUGAUCCAGUGCAGAUGGAAACGUAUAUGAUAAUGAAGGGGUUGUUGGAAUCCUUCAAAGAGGGAGCCUUGCCGCCGGACCUUCGCCCACCCACCCCAGAGGCGGCACGGAGGAUAUUGAAAAGAUCUGUGAGCAGCCUCCACAGCUUGUCAAGAGGGAUGAUGGAUUGGACCUUCCGGGUGUCAGCGUUCAUCAGUUGCAGUGCUGGAAGAGGUGAAGGCGGCCGGUUUCUGCAGCGACGCAAUGAUCCGAGAGAUCGAGGACCUGGGUUCCGAUGA